AUGAACCAAGAACGCUUUGAUUUUUCAUCAUCGUUUUCAAACGUCCAGCCGACAAGCAGUAUUUUUCAGCAGUUUAGUUCCGGAAGUUACAAUUUUAGUGCGAUAUCUCCGCUAUCGGAUUUCAAUAGGCCAUAUUCCCGCGGCGAAGAGGUUACGCUUUCCAAACAGUACGGGAUUUACCGAUCACCAAAGUGUCGCGGGAGGCCGAUCGCAAACAACGCAGCGCGGGAACGCUCCCGGGUGAAAACGCUGCGGACGGCGUUUCUGGAGCUCCAGAGAUCACUUCCGGCGGUCCCACCGGAUACGAAGCUGUCUAAGCUGGACAUCCUUGUGCUGGCGACCACGUACAUCGCCCACCUGAUGAGCGCUCUUCAAAACGACGGGGAUGUGUCGCACAUAUUUGCUGCUAACGGCUGUAUGCACCCGGUUAAGAAAUGGCCGAUGCGAACACGACUGUAUGCCGGGAUUCUCUCAAGCACUCUACCUCACGGCCCGGAUACAGACGACAAUUACCACUCACCGGAUAAGGCGUCAUACAACUGGUCACGUGACCCGUGUGCCUUCAAUUAAAACACAGCCACCAUAGAUGUGAAUAUAUAAUACUGAUGAAUGUUAACAUUUACUUCCAUAGGAAUAUGAAACCUGUUUAUGCAAA
Messenger RNA from Dreissena polymorpha, 655 nucleotides. Its product is annotated as transcription factor 24-like. The transcript has 2 exons. NCBI's taxonomy places the organism in Eukaryota, Metazoa, Mollusca, Bivalvia, Myida, Dreissenidae. Gene Ontology annotation, molecular function: protein dimerization activity; DNA-binding transcription factor activity, RNA polymerase II-specific; RNA polymerase II transcription regulatory region sequence-specific DNA binding. The record is from RefSeq and is a predicted model, not a curated record. Bases 1 to 570 code for a protein of 189 amino acids. Gene Ontology annotation, biological process: regulation of transcription by RNA polymerase II; developmental process.